CAAUGUCAGUUGUAAUUUGUUUACUUAAGUGUCGUUUUGGUCUAACAGUUUCAAAAUAAUAUUUAAAUUAAUUAUUAAAAAUAAUUAAAUGGUUUAAAUUUAAUGUUCUUUCACACUUUUAUAUAGUGGCUUUUAGUUAUUGUUUUAAAUAAAUAAGUACUAAAGCUUAGGGUUCAUUAUAUAUAAUGCAGAGAAUUGUGCACUUGGACUUGAAAGGAGCUCCACUCAAAAUUCCAUAUUUAGAACAGGUAUUAUUAAAUGCAAAAUCAUGGGGAGCUACAGGCAUCCUUAUAGAAUGGGAAGACACAUUCCCAUACUCUGGAGAAUUAAUUGAUAUCGGCAGUUUGACUAACUGCAAUAGAGAUAAUAUGUACUCAUUGCAAGAAGUGAUAUAUAUAUUAAAAUUUGCCAAAGAAACUGGGUUGGAUGUUAUACAACUAAUCCAGACAAUUGGGCAUAUGGAGUUUGUCCUUAAACAUCCAGCCUUUGAGAGGUUUAGGGAGGUGCCUCUGUCCCCAUCUGUACUCUGCCCGUCGAAGCCAGGAGCUCAGAGUUUAGUUCAGAUGAUGCUCGACCAAGCAUUGCAGGUGCAACCUGAUGCAAAAUACUUGCACAUUGGAGCUGAUGAGGCGUGGCACUUAGCAGAAUGCAUGGACUGUCAAAUAGCGAUCCAAACGAAAGAGUGUAAAAUAAGAGAAUCUCUAUAUUUGGAGCAUAUACAAAGUGUAGCAUUAUUUUUAAAACAGAAAAGACCGGAUUUAACUGUUCUUAUCUGGGACGACAUGUUGAGACCUGUAAAUUUUGAAAUAUUAAAAUCGUACAAACUAGGCGAGCUUGUACAACCAGUGGUGUGGGAUUACAACACGGUUGAGUAUUUCCGUUUGGACCCACUCAUGUGGAGUAUGUACGCCCAACUGUUCCCCCAGGUGUGGGCAGCGUCCGCGUACAAAGGAGCCAGUGGUAGUAAUAAGAUGGUGGCGCCAGUGAGCCGAUAUGUAAGCAACCACGAGGCGUGGAGCAAAGAGUUGGAAACUUAUUCAUCGACAGUUAACUUCGGAGGGAUAUUUCUUACUGGUUGGUCGAGGUAUGACCAUUACGCGACGCUUUGCGAGCUACUGCCCAUAUCUCUGCCGAGUUUGGCGUGCUGCCUUAAAGUAUUGUGCAAGACAAAUGACUUGUCUAAUGAACUCUUAGUUAACGAGAUGCUACCCGUUGAGCAGUGGCCCGGCGAACAGCUGGCGUUCCUGAUACGACUGUUCGACUCAUUAAGGGAGCGAUGUCGGCUGUACUUGAGUGACAGCAUGUUAGAGACAUGGAUGAAUUCGUGGCAACUGGAACACAACUAUAUAAAUCCUGUUAAAUUACAAGAGGUCGCCUUCAAAACCAAUAUCCUACUCACAGAAAUAGUGCAAAUUAAGAACGAUUUGACCGCCCAUCUCAUGAACGUAACUGGUCAGAGGACGGUCCAAGAAUGGAUUGAGACGAAUGUAACGCCGGUAGCUAACGAACUAGCCAAAUUGUUGUCUGUUGCCCAACAACGGUGUACAGCGAAUGCCUCUGUACGGCCGACGUGAAGUCUACAUUAUAGACACAUUAGACAAUAGUGCAAUUAGUUGGAAAUGGAAUGAUAACCCCACCUACGUUAUAUUUAUAAGUAUGCAGUCUUCGUUUUAUUUCGAGUCAAAAGACAACCUAAAUAUAUUUGGGUCAGAACUUAGCAACUUCCACAGCACAAUUGGUUGCCUUAUUCAGAUCCACCUUCGUGCAGGAUGAAGGUCACAAAGGACGGGAGGUGGAACAUAGUCUGCGAUUGCGAUCCACAGUCGCUGGCAGAGAUACAACACCCCAUUGCACCAGGAUAAACGUGCAGCGGGUUCGAAGGCUUUUAAGGAAUUUCCAGAUUAGCGUAGGCGGUGUGUAUAUAUAUAUAUAUAUAUAUAUAUAUAUAUAUAUAUAUAUGUUGUGUUUUUAUCAUUUCCAAUUAUUGUUUCGACUUCAAUCAGAAACUUCUUUAGGGGUUGUAUGACUCUUUGCGUCGAAACGUCUAACGUCUCGCCUCACACUGAAACGGCAAAACACCGUGAGUAUGUGUUGUCCGUGUCAAAAAAUGAACAUACAUUUUUAACCCUUUGAAUGCCGACGAGCGUCAUCGCGCUCGUGCGCAUUGCAACUAAAAGUGCCACGAGCGUCAUAGCGGUCGUGAAAUCAGUCGCUGUUUAACUUGGUGUAAAAAAAAUAUAUUAAAAUUGGAUAAUUUUUGGAGGAGAUACAGUUUUUUUAGAGACAAUGGUAAAUGACAUCAACACGACAAAGAUUUCUUUGGCAUUUUUAAGAAGAUAUGAGUAAAAAUAUAUGGCACUAAAAGGGUUAAAGUACUAACUGACAAUUCCGUAUGAAAAGAAUUGGGUACUAGGUUAUGUUUUUUUGUCUAUGGUCAGUUUUCCUUUUAAUUUGAGCGCAUCGUACCUCUUGUAUAUUGUAGUAGGCCUGGCAUGUUUGCGACAACUGUCACUUAUUGCGAUGCAGCAAUAUUAAGGAGUUUUUACGGAUUAAUAGAACAAUAAAUAAAAAAAAAAAAAACUAUAAUAAUGUUUUAUUUUUAUUUAUUAGUUACACCCUUGAAUUUAAAAAUAACAAUAGUGCCUACUUUUAAAUAUUUCAAUCAUAGUUAAAUACGCAAUGCUAUUUUUCUUGCGUUUUUUUGAAGUCCGAUAAAAACUUAGCAACUAUUUUUUUUUCCUUUCUUUUACCCGCGACUUCGUUGACUGGGAUAUGUCACAGAUCGGGUUAACAAGUAGUCUAUGUUCUUUUCCAUCUCAUAUAAUACCUACGUUUAUACCAAAUUUCAUUGUAAUCGGUUAAGCCGUUAAGAUGCUAAGAGGCAACAAAAUAAAGUGACUUACAUUUAUAAUAAAAUGUUAUUUUGCCGUUUGAUCCCGGCAUAGAAUCGGCCACCCUUUCCUUUCUCGUGGGUGUCGAAAGAAGCAACCAAGAGAACUUAACCCUUAAAUACCUGAAGUUUC
This is a messenger RNA of Galleria mellonella (greater wax moth), 3023 nucleotides long. Its product is annotated as hexosaminidase D-like. The record is from RefSeq and is a predicted model, not a curated record. The transcript is spliced from 11 exons. Gene Ontology annotation, biological process: carbohydrate metabolic process. Gene Ontology annotation, molecular function: hexosaminidase activity. NCBI's taxonomy places the organism in Eukaryota, Metazoa, Arthropoda, Insecta, Lepidoptera, Pyralidae. Bases 186 to 1574 code for a protein of 462 amino acids.